Molecule: messenger RNA, 1515 nt
Organism: Chaetura pelagica (chimney swift)
Lineage: Eukaryota; Metazoa; Chordata; Aves; Apodiformes; Apodidae
Gene: MGAT4D
Product: MGAT4 family, member D
Exons: 14
Coding region: 13-1515 (500 amino acids)
Biological process (GO): protein N-linked glycosylation
Cellular component (GO): Golgi stack; endoplasmic reticulum-Golgi intermediate compartment; endoplasmic reticulum
Molecular function (GO): acetylglucosaminyltransferase activity
Source: RefSeq, a predicted model, not a curated record
AAUGACUUAGACAUGUACCAAAGCCAGUUCCUGGAACUUCAGCAGAGACUAUUGUAUGCUGAAAAAGAAAAUAAAAAAAGAUCAUAUGAACUGAGCUAUGUCCUGGAUGAAAUUAAACGUGCAGUUGCAAAAAGAAUGAACUUGACAACAAAUCAUACAGAUGAUAUGAAGUGGAAAGCAUUAAACAUCACCAGAAAACUCCCUGUACAUCUUACAAACAUGUACUACUACCUGCCUCACCUUCGAGAAGAUGAAGAUGCCGUUUUCCCAAAUGUUAUUUUUGGGCAACAGAGAAGAGGAGUCUCACUGGUGAUGGGUAUUCCUACUGUGAAAAGGGAAAAACAGCAUUAUCUGAUUAACACGCUGCAUUCUCUUCUGUUUGAGCUUUCUGAAGAGCAAAAGAACGACUGUGUAAUAAUCAUCUUUGUAGCAGAGGUGAAUGCAGAAUAUGUUAACAGUGUUGCAGAAAGUAUUAAAACCAGCUUCCCCAGAGAAAUCCAGUCCGGAGUCCUAGAGGUUAUUUCUCCUCCUGCUUCUUAUUACCCAGAUCUUUCCAACUUGAAGAAAACACUUGGAGAUUCAGAGGACAGAGUAAGGUGGAGAACGAAACAGAAUUUGGACUAUAGCUUUUUAAUGCUAUAUGCCCAGCCUAAGGGAACAUUUUAUUUACAGCUGGAAGAUGACAUUAUAGCCAAACCUGACUAUUUGCAAAGUAUAAAAAACUUUACUGCCAAACAGUCCCAAGAGUGGAUGAUUCUCGAGUUCUCCCAGCUUGGAUUUAUUGGAAAAUUGUUUAAAUCAGAAGACUUGCCACUCAUAGUGGAAUUUUUUCUCAUGUUCUAUAAAGAUAAGCCGAUAGACUGGCUUGUCGACCACCUGCUCUGGGUUAAAGUGUGCAAUCCAGAAAAGGAUGCAAGACAUUGUGAAAUGGAAAAGGCAAAGUUACGUAUUCGUGCUAAACCAUCUCUCUUUCAGCAUAUGGGAACUUAUUCCUCAUUGGCUGGGAAGAUACAGAAUUUGAAAGAUAAAGAUUUUGGCAAUAAUGUGCUACAUAAAGCCCAUAAUAAUCCCCCAGCAAAACUGGAUACAAGCCUAAGAAUAUACCAGCAAUAUACCUUGGAAAAAGUUUAUGAAGGAAAAGACUGUUUUUGGGCUUUUUCUCCAAUGCAAGGGGACUACAUCAGCUUCACCUUUUUAAAUCCACUAAAAGUUGAAAAGUACUUCUUCAGAAGUGGAAAUAUGGAGCACCCUGGUGAUAAACUGUUUAACACUACCGUGGAAAUGUUGCCAGCAGAUGAAAUGCUAAGAAAAGAACUGGUUGACAAUGGCAGUAAAUUCAACUACCCAGCAACCAAAGAUGGAUAUUUACAAAUAGGGGCUUUUGAAAAUGGAAUUGCAGAAGGCAGUAUCAAUCAGUCAAUAGGAAAAAUACAGGCUAUUCGUUUAUCAAUCAAUUCUGAUUCUCCUGUGUGGGUAAUAAUUAGUGAGAUACUUAUCAAGACCUCUGAAAACUGA